AUGAAUACCAGAUCUAAUUUGGAUUUACAUAUAAUUCCUAUCUCUCAAUUACAAUAUACAUCUUCUUGUCGACAACCAAAAAAUACAUCAGUCUCUUCAUUUAAUUCUAUUAUAGCUAUGGCUGAUGCACAGUCUACUGUUGAAUCAAAUGCUGAUAAUAAACUACAAGAUAUUGAUUCCUUUCAUGUUUCCUUAAAAAAUUUGGACAUGUUACGUGAAUAUGAAAAUCAACGUUUAAGUGUUAUAAAAAUGUUAACAAUGGAAGAAAUGAUGAAUAUUGCUCAAUGGCUAUUAAGUUUAUAUAAUAUCUAUGAAGAAUUACGUUAUCCGUUAUUGUCUCGUGUCUCUAAUGUAAUACGAUAUUUUCAGGAAGAAGAACAGAUAUGGUUUCAACAUACACAGAGUGAAAUAAAUAAUGAUUGGUCUUGUUUUUGUAUGAAAUUAAAACAACAUAUUCAUCAUCGAUUACAGUCUUACAAUGUUAAUUCCCUUACAGAUAAAUCCAUUUCAUUUGUUAGUGAACCAAAUCAACUUAAACAACUUAUCAACGGUAAUUUCAUUAAAUAUGAUGGUAAAGAUGAUGCUAAACGGUGGUUGCUAGCAACCAUUAAUAAAUUUAAAGAUUAUCAGUUACCUGAAUCUGAUCAACUGCAAAGUAUACCACUAUUAUUGGAAGAUAAAGCAUUACUUUGGUAUAAAGAAAAUGAAAAGUUAAUUAUUAGCAUUGAAAAAUUUCGUGAAUUAUUUCUCCAACAAUUUACAAUCAUCAAUCCUAAUCCUGAUACGAUUAAUUUGCUACUUGCUUCCGAAUUAUCUAUUACAAUGACUCGUGAACUUAUUCGCACACCUAUUUAUUUUUCCGGCUUAAAAGAUGAUGUAUUUGACUGGCUUGAAAAAAUUGAACGACGAUUUAGAAUGGCAAAUUGGGAUGAUGACAAUAAAUUAAGAUAUAUUUCUAUACAUUUGCAAGACGAUGCAUAUAAAUGGUGGAUUCAAGCCUCAAAAAAGAUUUUGACUUGGCCUGAUUUUGUUAAAGAUAUUACGCAAGCAUUUACAUCAGCAAAAAUGAAAGAAUUGGCAUUUGAACAACUACGAUGGUAUAAACAAUCGGUCAACCAAACAAUUACUCAAUAUUAUGAUCAAAUUUUAGAAUUAUGUACGCGAAUUGAUCCCGACAUGCCUGAUUCUUUGAAAUUACAAUAUCUUAUUGCUGGUGUUAAGGAAUCAUUGAAACUACAUAUAGCAUUACAUGAUCCACAAACCAGUGAAUCUUUUUUUACAUAUGCAAGAAAAUUAGAAGCCACAUUAUCAUUUACUAAUAGUAUUUAUGACAAUAAUCAAACAAAGGAUCAUCAUGAUGCUGCUGCAAUGCAACAAUUUCCAUCUUCUUUCAAUAAUUAUUCUCAACAAUAUAAAAACAAACAAAAAGAUUAUGUUCAACGUUCACGAACUCCAACUUACCAAUCAUUUCGUAACUAUAUUCCAUUCAAUACAAAGCAUACUCAUACUAAUCAACCCCAAUAUGAAUCAUCAAAAUCAAAGUCAGUUAUUUGUUAUAAUUGUGGUACUCCCGGACAUUAUUCUCGGGACUGUACCCGUUCCCAUUUCGAGUAA
Molecule: messenger RNA, 1614 nt
Organism: Rotaria sp. Silwood2
Lineage: Eukaryota; Metazoa; Rotifera; Eurotatoria; Philodinida; Philodinidae
Source: the annotation of a GenBank genome assembly